This is a messenger RNA of Contarinia nasturtii (swede midge), 3650 nucleotides long. RefSeq lists its product as uncharacterized. The transcript is spliced from 4 exons. The record is from RefSeq and is a predicted model, not a curated record. Bases 1423 to 3033 code for a protein of 536 amino acids. NCBI's taxonomy places the organism in Eukaryota, Metazoa, Arthropoda, Insecta, Diptera, Cecidomyiidae.
AUAUUGAAUCGUAUUUCAAGUCGAAGAAUAUAAGACAUUUUCUUGAAUAAGAGGAGGAAGCAUUGCGGGGUGAAAGUGAUGGCAAUGCCACUGUAGCUCUGAAUGUGAAUAAACGCGUCGAACUAAUUCGGCAUUUGGUUGACUUUAUUGUUGAAAAGUUUGGUUUAAAGCCAUCGACUUAUGUAAAAACUUCAGUUGCAAAAGCAACAAUUAUGGUUUUUCCUCGUUUGGAAUUUAAAAACAGCAAAAUCGGUGGAAUCGACUUGUUACUUAACAAAGGUGACAAAGGCUGGUUUAACAAAAGAUUGAGCUAUCUACGAGAAGUAAACAGACAGCUGGAAAAAAAUGCUUGAAUCGAAGCAAUGCAAAUCAAACAGUAAUUGUUGAUGAUGAAGCGUCACUUGCUGAUGUGGUUUGUUUGAAAUCGUUGAUUGUAUCUGAACAAAAUAUGCAUAUUAUCAUUGAAAAACUGAAUUCAACUCGGGAAUAUCGACAAAACAUGCUGCUUGAUAAGUCAAUUGAUUUGAAGGAACAUUUUCCAUAUUUUUUCACACAUCCGGAUCUGGUAACAUUCAUUUAUUUAAUGUUAAUGAGAUAAACCUUUCAGAAUAGAAACAAAUUAUUCACCGAUUUUGUUGGAAUUUCAACAAGCGUUCCCAACCAUCAAUGCUUCUGCUUUUUUGAACACUUGGUCUUCGGUCAGUCAACAGCUUCGUGAUAUAUUGAUCACAUACUAUAAGCAGAAAAAUUUCAAAACUGAUUGGUCUGAUGAACUUGAAAAUGUAUUGUUGUUACUCAAAAUUUUUCCUGCAAAUCAAGUGGGGCGCCACGCCAUCGCAUCAGCUCCCACAUUCAAAAAAUCGGUUGAUCAAUUCAUCACCUAUGAGCCGUCAAAUGCAGUUCCAAUGCCAGCAAAGAAAGGAUUUCCACAUAUUGUUGCGUGCGGUAAUUCUAUGAAAGACAUCAAUUUGUAUUUUAUACAGCUUGAAAAUAUAGUGUUUCCAGUAAGUUUUGAAAGUCUUUGACAGUUUGACAAGCAACACUUGUUUUGUGCGCUACUCCAUAAAUUCUUCGACAAAAAAUUAAUUUUUCGUGUUUUCAAUAAAUUUUCUUUGAAAAUAUUAAAAAUAAAGUUGUUUUAAGUGAGAAUAUAGUGAAGAUUAACAUUUUCACACAAUUUUUUGCGAUUUUACUAAAAAAUCGGUAUUUUGGUUGCCGGUAGUGUGUCAAAAGUGAAGUUUUUGCGACGUAAUUUGUGCGAAAUUUUCCACCAGUUGACCCGGCGACUUUUAUUGUAACUCAAUUUUGGACUAUUUUCUGGUACGCUGAAAGUGUUUUCCGGAAAAUUCGGACUGAAAUUGCAUUGUUUUCGACAAGUUUUUCCACCUGUUGUUCUAACCUCACUUUGAACUAACUUGUUCAAUGGAACCAAAUAUGACCAAGAAAAAGGGCGGACACGGGGAAGGUUCGAAAGAACGUCCAUUAGGGUCUGCCCUGUCUAAGUCUGGAGCCAGUGCUUCCCAGGCACAGGUUUUAAUGACUUCCUCUUCUUCUUCUGGAGUGGGUGGGGGUUCCUACUCAUCACUUACAGACCCUAAGGCCACCAGCAACCUGAUCACACCGGGGGGCUCGGAGGCCACUGGGUCUGAGGUGAUGGGAGAAAUUCUCAUAAACCAGCCACCAGCAUCUUCAUCGGCAACCAGCGGUCAGAACCUUCCUGGUAGCUUGGGUAAAACCCUUGGAGAUGGUGGUGAAAAGAAGAAGAAGAAGAAGAAGAAGGGUGUCAAAACACCCGCUGAAAGCCAUUCAGCAACAAUAAUACGACGAGAACGUCGUGUACGUAAUAAAGCCCGAGAAAACAUGGAGAAAUCCACUGUGACUACCGGGCUUUGUUCGAAUUCGAUGCCAGAGCUAAGUGGGACUCCACAAUCGUCGUCCACUCCUACCAGAGCUGGACCAUCUGUUGGUACCUCACGGGCUCUGGGUAGGGUGCAACAACAGUCCCUGCCAGACCCAUCGUCGGCAUCGAAAAAGCGUCCUCGCCCACAGGAAGGAACUCCACCAGAGCUGAACGCUCACAAACGGUUGGACGUAAAGGAGACCCCAGAAAAUGUGGCAUCGGGGAAACCCACCUAUGCCCAGGCCCUGGUAGGAUCUUCUCUGGAGAUGGCGGUUGUACAUUCCGUCGGCCAGGACAGUUUGUCCGAAAUAUCGCAUGACUUGUUCACGCAGAUAUUGAAGACAUUAAACGUCAUCAUGGUCGAGGAUGUACGAGCCGGCUCCCAGGCACCAACGUUUGAGAGUACCACCCGCACUCGUGGAGUUGUCAAGAUUGUGUGUGAUGACAAGCGCUCCAGUGAAUGGUUAAUGGGCGUGGCUGGAAGACUGGCUACCAAGCUGGAACUUCCUCUUAUUGUCUGUGAAUUCAGUAAGAUACCACGCCCUCCGCUGUUCACUGGUUUCUUUAAACAGCUUGAGCAUUGGGAAGAUGCGGAGAUCUUGCUGAAAUCAGCAAAUCCCCUACUCGCACCAAUCUCAUUCAAACUCUUAAAUUCGAAAAAGGAGGCAAAUGGCACUCAGUUCACUGUUAGUGUCAGGCCUCGGGACCGGGCCAUUCUCCUCGAGAAAGGCCCAGAGUUCAAGGUGGGAAUGGGUAAAACUCGCCUAUAUGAAAUCACUCGUUCCAAAAAAUCAGACCCUGCUGAAAAGAAAGGGACUGACCACAUGGACGAGGUAGUUAUUUCAUCGGAAUCUGAUUCUGAAUCUGGUUCUGAAAUAAAUACAGAAGCGACGGAUGACCUGGAAGCAAAAUGUGACGAUUCAUAUCGGAACGUUGAUGUGACUGUGGUUGAACGACAAUAUUCUGACACUUAUAUGGAUGAGUUAUCUGAAGAGGGCGGACAGGAACAAGUAGAGAUGUCUACAGAGACUGCUGCCCUAUCGGACACCGCAUCCAACACUUCACAUGGCCCAGAAGCCAUGGAUACUGGGGGAGUUGCGGACGAGCAACGGGAAUCCAGAGGCAUCGACUGAUGCAUCUGGUACCCGAAGCUCUCUGCUUCUCUCACUCUCUGAACUGUAAUUUGAUAUAGCCAUGGCUAAUACAAAUAACAGUUCAUCCACACACGCUGUAUCUACAGCCAGCAACUCAAAUCAAUUGAACGCGCUGGCAUGGAUUAGCAUACAUCAAAUAAAUUUGCAUAAAAGCAAGGCAGCGACUGCACUUGUGUGUAAGUCAAUAUGUGAUAUGCAAACAAAAAAACAAAACUCCAUCUUUUUGAUUCAAGAGCCCUGGGUUGUCAAGAACAAAAUAUGUGGCUUUGACACCGAAAAGAUGAAUUUAUUGUAUUUGAAUCAGUCGAACGAGCCCAAUAGAUCAUGUAUCGUUGCUUCCAAGGAACUGAGCUUGACACUUUUGCCACAGUUCAGUUCACGGGACACCACAGCAGUGAAACUGGGUAAGGGCAGUACUCUUGAUUCAGAUGUGAUACUAAGCUCUUUCUACUUGGCAAACCCUUCGAAUGAAGAUAUUCCAGGAGAGGGACUUAAAGCAUUAUAUGAUUAUUCUAUCAACCGAUCACUUCCAAUAAUAUUGGGGGGUGAUGCAAAUGCGCAUCACACGGUCUGGGGAAGUAGUGACACAAACCGUA